CCCGCCCUCGUCACCGCUCGACUGCAGCAACCAAGACUUGCGCUCACGUAGUACUAACCUUUGCACAGUAUAUAACUGAUCCUUAGGCACCUACAGUGAAACUAUCGCAAACAUGGCACCACCUGGACCCCCACCGUAUACAAUAGACCAGAUCAAUGCAAUGAGCACGAAAGAAGAACGAUUACGAGCGCGCGCAGAACUGAACAGUAUGUGAAAGAGGAGGCUUACACGGGGAAAAUAUAUUGACGGCAUAAACCCAGGCUAUAUUGCGCGCAUGAAGAAAGAGCAGCAGGAUCGACUUGCCAGUUUCUCGAAUGGUUACACCGCCCACACAUCUCCUUACGAUGGCGGCGCAGCAACAGCGUACAACAACCCCGCAAACAGCUACGCCCCUCGGGGUCGCGGAGCGUACAACAGCUCAUAUAGAGGAGGACCACAGCGUGGGGGUUACGCUUAUGGAGGGCGGGGAGCUGCUUCCUACCAUCCGUAUCAGCGCCCACCGCCGCCACACGGCGCGACCAAAUUCAAGAACCGAACCGUCGUGUUCAACAAGCCAGAUGUGUCUGCUGAAGCUUCCGGUACCGAGAGCGCCUCGGCUCCCGGUUCAGCACGUUUGUCGAAUGCUCAUUCAAGACAGAACAGCCAACCACCUGCAGAACCGAAAUCCCUUUGCGCAACAUUCACAUCCACAGGUCUCUGUACCCGUCAUGGCUGUCCUCUUCUCCACGAUCCGAACAAGCAAGCGCUCUGCAAGCGCUGGCUCUUCAAGAACGAUUGCAACAGAGGCGACCACUGUUCUCUGUCCCACGACUCCACACCGCACAACGUCCCGACGUGUCUCCAUUUCCAGGAGGGACGAUGCACGAACGAGGACUGUCGCUUUGCGCACGUUCGCGUCAACCCAGCAGCUCAGAUUUGCGAUGCUUUUGGACGCUUAGGAUAUUGCGAGAAAGGUGCUGAAUGCGCUGACCUGCACGCAUACGAGUGCCCCGACUUUGCGAACAAAGGAGAGUGCAUCAGAGGCGACAAAUGCCAGCAUCGGCACGUACAUCGUGCAUCUCGAAUGCGAAAGCCAACCGGUCGCUCUUCACCAGAGGACCAAUCCCGGGCAACUUCUCCAGAGGCCGAAACUACCACUGCCGGGGUACAAAACUGGAGUUCGGAUCCGAACACAGACACUUCUCAUGCACCUCAUCUGUUCACAGAACAGGUCGACUACGUGCCUUUUGAUGUCGAGGAUUAGGUACCACGUUUCACGGCAUACUCGACUUUAAAAACCUGUAGGCCCCCUCUCCCGAGCAGCACUACACUUUUACCUAACCCUUUCCUCGCGUCAAAGUUUCUGCAGUUUCGAUUGCUUAACUUGGUAGGCUCUUUUGACUUGCUCAUUGGACCGUUUUGACGUUCGAAGUUUCGAUUCAGCGUUGCCACGACAUGGUGCGUAUUGCGAUGAUACCCCUCUAGCGCUUCACGACAGCGUGAGUUCCGUGAUUCUUGGUAGUUUCCUAGUCUCUUGGUGUCAGUAGAUAGCUGGGUCCGGGGUUGGACAUUCUCAUUCAUCCAGAAAGAAAAGAAAAAGCAUGUACAAACAGAACAAUGGAAAAGAACAUAUAUCUCA
Messenger RNA from Macroventuria anomochaeta, 1618 nucleotides. RefSeq lists its product as uncharacterized. Lineage: Eukaryota; Fungi; Ascomycota; Dothideomycetes; Pleosporales; Didymellaceae. The transcript has 2 exons. Gene Ontology annotation, molecular function: metal ion binding. The coding region runs from base 275 to 1243 and encodes 322 amino acids. The record is from RefSeq and is a predicted model, not a curated record. Gene Ontology annotation, cellular component: nucleus.